UUCGGUCCGAGGGGGCGGCUCCAGGGGCGCGGCUCCGCGGCGGCCGAAGCUGCUCCAGGCGGGAGCGGACCCCAGAGCCCAGCGGCGCCGAGCAGGGCUGGGGGAGGAAGAGGAGAGCGAGCGAGCGAGCGAGCGAGCGGGCGCGCGCGGGGGCGAGCUUCGGCGCGGCGGCCCCUAGGAGCGGGGGCGAGCGGCGCUGCGGGGCCGUGGGAGGAAGCGCUGCGCCCGGCCCGACGGCGCUCGUUGAGCCACAUCCGCGGGUCGCCGGCGACGUUGCCGGCGCCUGUCAAGGCCCCUCCAUUUUGAAGGAAGACGCCGCCGUUCCCCCACCGCAGGGGCGGCAGCCGCGCUCAUGGCGUUCAGUCCCUGGCAGAUCCUGUCGCCCGUGCAGUGGGCCAAGUGGACGUGGUCCGCGGUGCGCGGUUCGGGCGCGGGAGAGGACGAAGCCGGUGGUCCCGAAGGCGACCCCGAGGAGGAAGAGGACUCGCAAGCCGAGACCAAAUCCCUGAGUUUCAGCUCGGAUUCUGAAGGUAAUUUUGAGACUCCUGAAGCUGAAACUCCGAGCAGAUCGCCUCUCAAGGAGUCUUGUGAUUCAUCACCGGCAUUGGCGGAACCCGAGGCCAAACCCCAAGACUCUCGAGAAGCCAAUGAACAGUUUGUAGCAGAAGUAAUUGAAAGAUGUUCACCCGAUGCGUGUUCUAGAUCUUCAGAAAAUGAACCUCCACUGGCGACUAUCGACUCUCACCCAGUCAAGGAUGUCAAAGGGAAAGCGGAACAUGACGUUAGCAAGAUCUCGGUCGUGAGGCCGUUUGCGAUAGAAACCAGGAAUUACUGUACAGAUGACCCUGUGGCUCUCGGAACAACAGCAGCCCAUGGCUGUGUCCCUGUGCUCCCAGGCGAGGUCUCACCUUACACUGUACCAGAAGCCGCUCAGGACAAGCCAGCGAUGGACAGAGGCACGGGGGUUCCAUUGGAGACUUUCACAGAAGCUAGUCUGAAGACUGGAGGCCCCUGUCCAGAGCCCGUGGCCAGCAGAAGCAAGCUAAGAAAGCCCAGACCUGUCUCCCUGAGGAAGAAGAUAGCCUUGGAACCGGAAAUGUUGACGGAGAGUCCACCUCUCCCUAAGGCUUCCUCCCCAUGGAUUCCUGAUGAGUUGGAUCAGAAUGCGAAUCCUAGUGUUAGUGUGCUGAGAGCUUCGAAGGCCCAGAGAGCUCCGCUUAACCUUAAAGAAGGAGCUGGCGUUCUCUGUAAUGGCACCAGUGACUCAGGGGUUGAGCUGCAGGGUGGGUCCAGGGACUCGCUUCUCAAACUUGAGGAUGAUUUUACAGCGGACAGGGAGGAUGUCAAGACCAGGAGUGCCCUUCUGAAGCAACCGCGCAGGAAACCCAGUAACAGACCGGCAUCCAAUAUGCGAAAAGAUGGCAUCAGUAAGCCAGUAGGUGUUGAGCAGCCUGCAGACACAACAGCUCAAGAUGCCUCUCUCGCCCAGUCGUCUCCUAAGCUCGAUCCGAGUAAAUGGGGUCAUCCUAACUUUAAUUUCUUCGGGAGUGGCCCCCUUCCGCAGAACUCCCCGCCCCUCUCCUCCAAAGGCCCCCACCACUUUGACCCAGAUAAUGUUAACGUUGAUGAAUCCGUGGACCCCUUUAAGCCAGCCACAGCUUUGACAAGCAGCAGCUUUUGUUCUGCCACUGGUAAUCAUGUUAAUGAAAUCUUAGACUCACCCAAGAAGGCAAAGUCGCGUUUAAUAACGAGUGGCUGCAAGGUGAAGAAGUACGAAACCCAGUCUCUUGAUUUGGACGCGUGUUCUCAGGAUGAAGGAGCCGUGAUCUCACAAAUCUCAGACAUUCCUAACAGGGACGGCCACGCUACUGAUGAGGAGAAGCUGGCGUCCACAUCGUGCAGUCAGAAGUCUGCGGGGGCUGAGGUGAAAGGCAUAGAAAAGGAGACAUGCCAGAAGAUGGAGAAAGAGGAGCCGGCUGUGCAUGGACUGCUGGAGUCCUCUUCAGAAAAAGCCCCCGUGUCUGUGGCCUGCGGGGGUGAGAGCCCCCUGGAUGGGAUCUGCCUCAGCGAAGCAGACAAGACUGCCGUGCUCACGUUGAUCAGAGAAGAGAUAAUCACUAAAGAGAUCGAAGCAAAUGAAUGGAAGAAGAAAUACGAAGAGACCCGAGAAGAAGUCCUGGAGAUGAGGAAAAUUGUGGCUGAAUAUGAAAAGACCAUUGCCCAAAUGAUUGAGGAUGAGCAGAGGACUAGCAUGAGCUCUCAGAAGAGUUUCCAGCAGCUGACUAUGGAGAAGGAGCAGGCUCUGGCUGACCUGAACUCUGUGGAGAGGUCCCUUUCUGAUCUCUUCAGGAGAUACGAAAACCUGAAAGGCGUGCUAGAAGGAUUCAAGAAGAAUGAGGAAGCCUUGAAAAAGUGUGCUCAGGACUACUUAGCCCGAGUGAAGCAGGAGGAGCAGCGAUACCAGGCCCUGAAGGUUCAUGCGGAGGAGAAGCUGGACAGAGCCAACGAGGAAAUUGCUCAGGUUCGCUCCAAGGCGCAGGCCGAGAGUGCCGCUCUCCACGCUGGACUCCGGAAAGAGCAGAUGAAGGUGGAGUCCCUGGAGAGGGCUCUUCAGCAGAAGAAUCAAGAGAUUGAAGAACUGACAAAAAUCUGUGACGAGUUGAUCGCAAAGUUGGGGAAGACCAACUGAGAGCCGUCCGUCCCGUCCGGUGAGCUGUGCAGACCCGUGAGUCUGGCUGCUUCUGUCGUGACCACAUUAUCUUGCCUUAUCCAGAAACAAUCCCUCCCUUCGCAGAGAAAAGUAACUGUUUAAAAGCACAUGCCUGCCGCUGUCGCCCGCCUGUCCGUCUGUCCAGCUUGGAGGCAGCCGCUGCAGCCUGGCUGGUGGAGAGGGAGCCACGUGACCGCAGAGCCGGUCACAUGACUGCGGAGCCCCUUGGCCAGGCCCCCAGCUUCCCUUAGACGGGCAGGCUGCAGGGUGUGGCUUGUGCUUCUCCAACCUGAGUUCAUCCAGCUGUCGUCCCGUUGCUUUUCCCAAGUUUGUGAAAUUUCUAAUUUUGUGGAAACUGUGGGGGUUUAUCUUCCCAGCUCCUAUUUGAUAUUUUUUGUGACCUAGCGGUUUCAUUGAAGAGGACAGUUUGACCCAUCAUUACUAACACUUUGUCGAUGAGGCUCCAAGCUCCCUUUUAUUUACAGACUUACUCAUGCACGCACAUUCUGCUGCUUCUCUCUGAGGCAGUGCCAGAUAAGAACCUCCAGGGAAGAGCGCAGUUACAUAAAUAAAUGUAGACUCUUAUUUUGAAACAGAGCCCUAGGUCUAAAAGCCAACCUCAGACUUCGUAGGGGCUAGGAACCUAGCUCCAUUGAUAGAGUGCUUCCUGUACACAGAGCCCUGAGUUUGGCCCCCAGAACUACAAACACUGGAUACAGGAGUGUGCGCCUAUAAUUGCAACACUCCAGAGGUGGAGGCUGGAUAAUCUUAAAUCCAAGGUCAUCCUCCUCAACUCCGUAGCCACUUGGAGGCCAGCCUGCAUUAUAUGAGUGAGUGGAAGCAAUAGGGGAUUCUAGUGGGAGGUGGGCCAAGAAGAUCGCUUGAGCCCAGAGUUUAAGGACAGCCGUGUACCAGGCAAAUAGUCCUUUUCUCAAAAAUCAAACACCCAAACCAAACCUUGAGUCGGGGUGGAGAGGUUGAGAAUAGGAAGGCCAGGGGACAUAGGUUUCACAUCUAAGGAAGAUUGGCUGUGCUGGGUGUUGCCCCAGUAUUUGGACACCCCGGGACCUCAACAUGGCCCCUGUGUUCAUACCAAAAGCAGCAUUCCAUGACCAACAGUGUGGGCCUCCCUCAGAGCUGGCCUUGACUGCACGUGUCCCCCCAGGGGUCCAUUAGCCUCUAAAGCAAAGUCAACUUUGGUUAUCUAUUUGAAACACACGCACGUGGGCCUUGGGAAAGGUUUAGUUGAUCUUGUUAAAAACUGGUGGAAGCCUGCAUACCAGUCAGAGGCGAAGCUCCUUGGGCUUCUGUGUCUACAAGCACGGCGCCCUUUUAGAGACUUACUGGCAGCAGCAAAGGCUUUCAUAUUGGAGGUGGGCUUUUAAACAAAACAGGCUGUAGAGAGUCCUGUGGCUCAUUCUCCUAAUCAGCCCCUGGGAAUAUUUUAAAUAAAGACGGUUUGAGCGCUGGGAAAGGAAGCGGGGAGGGCAUCCACAUAGACAAAACAAAAUUCUGUGAACUCACACUAGACUUACCCUGGGGGACAUUAACCCCCAAAUUGAUAGUAGUGACUUCCAUCUGACAGGCCAAGCCAAAUCCAUUCCAGUUUUGAUGCUUUUUUUUUUUUACACCCUGUGUCUUCAUGGUAAAUGUGCACUAUUUAGUGCACACACACAUAUUCCUCCUUGUUAAACCAUUGCAUGAGCCAACUCCAGCAAUGAACUGUGCCUCCUGGAGAACCUCCAUAGAUCUUAAAAACAAUGUUCCUUUAGCAGCGUGUUGCCAUGUGGUGUAACCUUUAUAGCUCCAGGGAAAUGAGUAAUGUCUUCUCCAGCUAGCAAUCACAUUUUGUCAAUAUGCAUUUAUUAUAACCGGUGCUUAGGUUAGGCUGUAUUCUGAGGCCUACUGUCUUUUAACCUUUUGUAUGGGGGUGGGGAAACACAAGCAGACAGAAGUUAUCUGUGGUUGGAGAAAUGGCUUGACAAUCAUUUGGGCUCUGAAUUUAGUCACAGUGGCUUAAUGUGAAGCCCGUAGCAGUAGACAUAGUGUCAUGUUCAAAGUGUCUUCAAGGGAUAUGACCACUGUCAGCUUAGCCAUCUUCUGCAAGGGAAGUUAAUUUUGCAUUUUAAGAAACACCGCAGGAGUUUUUGCUACAGUGUUACAGCGACAUCCGUGUGCACUCAUUUUAUAUUGACUUUAUUUUCAAUAUGAAAAGCUUAAGAGUAGUCUCCAUCAUAAAUCUCUUGUUUCCUGAUUUUUAUUUUAUUAUUAUUAUUAAUAUUUUUUUGUAGUACUGAGAUUGUACCCAGGGUCUUGAACAUACUAGGCAAGUGCAUUACCGUGGAACCACAUCUUCCCUGGUCAUCUUUAUGCAUAAUAAGCAUGCGUAUUAAAAUGUCCUGUGCUGUGCUGUAUGUUACCAAGGCACAGGAGGGGCAUGGUGGCCAUCCUCCCUGCCACACUGGCAGACGAUCCUUGAAAAACAGGCCCUGCUCAAUGAAGUUGUUGUACACGGGACAUGAACUAGCCCCUAACCCUCUAAGCAGUGGUUGCCAGUGGCCUCUUAAGUCAUUACCAUUACCAGGAAAUCUUCUCAACUUCCAGCAUACAGGGAUCCUCCAACAAGAAUAAAAAUGUAGCUUGCACAGCUGGCAAAUUAAGAAAAUAUACGCAGCAGAGUAAAAUCUAUUUAUUAUUAUUUUUUAAUUAAAUAAGCCCUAAAAAACUUUUUUUUUUUUUAGCGCUCUGGAGAGUAAAAAAUAUAAAGUCUUCUUCAACACAUGCUGGAGGCCAAAAGCCUCUUUGUGUAGGCGAUUAAAAGCAGGGACCAGGCAUGGUGGCGCGUGCCUCUAAUCCUAGCACCCUGGAGGCAGAGGCAGAGACUGAAAAGUUCAGGCCUUGCCUGGGCUAUAACGUUUGAGAGCCUUGUCUUCAAAGACUAGAGGGCUGGGUCUGUGACUCAGUGGUAGUGUUUGCGUACCACCAACCAGGCAUUGUUGCUGAUCUUCAGCACUGUAAAAACAAAUAAAUUUAAAACCCAAGAGAGAUGCUCAGAGCGGCUUGGGAAUACUAGGUGAUCUUGUUGAGACUGUCAGCACAGAACUGUUUCUUCAGUUCUACUUUGUCAAAGUGCAGACAACUUUUACCCAUCAGUAUUACAGACCGACCAGUUAGUUACUUUCGGUCGGAAGGCAGUGUUUCCUCUGUCUGGAGACCGGGAAUUCCCCUAAACUUCAUAUUCUCUGAGGCUCCGAUGUGGACUCAAGCAUCUUCAGAAACAGACCAGAUUAGGAAGUGCCGACAGCCCUGGCUGGGAGCCCUGGGGUGCUCGGGAUGAAAUCCCUGAUUUCAGGAUUGUAGCUUAAGCUAAGCAUCCUUUCCAACCAGUGGCCCUGUUCUCCCUGCAGACUCGCCACUGCCUGUGCACAAAUGCUCGCCCACUCACGAAGCCGCCCUGGGUUGAGCAUGGCAGGCCGAAGCCCUCACUUUCAGCAAAGAUAGCACAGGCUACAAAGGGCACUCUGCGGCUCACAGGCUUUUCAGUAUCUGUGGCUUAAGUUCAGGGCGUACUGAACUGAAAGUGGUGUGGACCUGGUGAAGCCCCUCUUCCUAAUUCCCUGAGGCUCCAUUUUAGAUGAUCUUACAGCCCAGCUUCUGCUGUCUCUGUAGGACUGCAGCCUCUAAGCUCACGCUCAGGUUUUUUUUUUUUUCCUUUUUGUUUUAGGUUUUUGUUUUUUUUUUUUAAUCUUCUUGGGAAGAGAGAAUGUAGGUGUUAAAAGAGAAAUGAUUUAGCAAGGGAUUUAAAGAUGUAUAUAUAUUAUGAAGAAUUUUAAGGGUAACAGAUUACUAUUUACUUACUAAUGAACAGGUAAGGUCUGGGAGUCCCAGAACGCCAAGCCAAAGGUUGAAGAAAUCACCUUUCCAAAAGUUUUAAUAAUGAAGUUAUUUCAGAGGAGCCUAACAUCCAAGAAAGGUUUGAUUGGCCUCCAGAUUCUGAUUAUUUUUUAAAAAGCAAUUUAUUACCAGGGCUGGGGAAUGUAGCUCAGUUGGUGACACACUUGCUCAGUUUGCACAAGUCCUUGGAUGUCAUCCCCUAGUGCUAGGGAAAAAAAUCAGAAAAAAAGAAAAAUAUUUACUACUCAGCCCUUCCUAUGUGGAAAGCAAAGGGGAACAUGUACAGAACCAGCUCUCCUCCGUAGACUGUCUUCUAGAACAGAACAGGCAAGCGCUUGGCACUGCGGAGAGGAAAGACUGCACUUCUAGUCAUUUCCGUGCAAACGCAGCAGCCCCCUGUCCGUGCCUCAGCAUGCAGUUAGAUUUGGACAAAUAAGAUUCCCGAGGAAUGACUUUCUUAAUUGCACCACGGUUUCAGCUUUAUGUAAACACUCACACCCCGGUUCUAGUUCUAGUUUGGAGAUGCUGCUGCUGCUGCUGCUGUUGCUGCAACGCCGGCCUCAGGUAGUCAUGUGUGAUGUUUUCCCACUCAGAGGAGGCCAAGCCUGGGGCUGAGGUCUGGCCUAACCUUCCCUGUAUGGUGUCUUCAAUACCAACUGUCAGGAUGCCGCUCUGUCCCCUGCCUUCUCGUGGUACCCGAGGAUGCUUGGCCAGAGCGCGUCCCCCUCAGUAAGCAACAGAUUCCAUAUUCGUAAUUCUCCAAACGGAUCCUUAGAAAUCUGCACUCUGGCACCACAUCCAGACCAGAUACAGGGCAGUGUGAAGGUCACACCCGCAGCCUCAGCUUUGUCCCUUGGCAGUCCUUGGGGACAGGAUUCAGGCACUCUGCUAAAUCUCCAAGGCGUCUGUCAGCUUUCCGGUACUGCUGUUAGCAAGUCUGUGUUUGCCAAUAGAUACCCACUGUACUAAUGUGUGCCAAGUGUUUAUUGCACAUCUGCUCCCACUGUGUCUACCCCCCACUCCACCCCCCCAGUGCGUGAGGAGACCCUCACUGGGGCCGGGGCGGGAUGGGGGGCACACACUGCAUUGACUCCUGCUGUCAGGACGGCGUUGUGUGGAAUAAUCAUCCUCAUAGAUUUUAUACACAUAGUAAUUUCCCUUUUUAUAUGUCAGGUAAAUAUUUGUAAAAGUUAUACUCACACAAAAGAAAUUAUUAUGAUAAUUACUAAUAUAUUUUUUCCAUGUUUCAUUGCCUGAAUAAAAACUGUUUACCACUGUU
Messenger RNA from Apodemus sylvaticus (European woodmouse), 7883 nucleotides. RefSeq names its product transforming acidic coiled-coil containing protein 1 (gene Tacc1). Gene Ontology annotation, cellular component: cytoplasm. The transcript is spliced from 13 exons. The coding region runs from base 353 to 2689 and encodes 778 amino acids. NCBI's taxonomy places the organism in Eukaryota, Metazoa, Chordata, Mammalia, Rodentia, Muridae. The record is from RefSeq and is a predicted model, not a curated record. Gene Ontology annotation, biological process: mitotic spindle organization; cell population proliferation; cerebral cortex development.